AUGAUAUCGUUAUUAGGUAAAAUUCUUCAUGAACCAAGAGAGGAAUACGCUGCCGGCUGCGCCGCCGGCGUUGCAACCGUCGUCACCGGUCAUCCCUUUGACACAGUCAAGGUGAAGCUGCAAGCUCACAACACUAAUACACAAGUGAAGGAGUAUAGGAAUGCUUUGCAUUGUGCAAGUCGGAUCUUGAGUACUGAGGGAGUAAAAGGAUUGUAUAGAGGUGCAUCGUCUUCCUUUAUUGGGAUGGCAAUUGAGAGCUCCAUCAGUUUUGGUCUUUAUUCUCAAAUGAAGCAGUUUUUGCAGGGAGGAUCUCAAAGCAGUGAGCCCCAACUCCAAGCAAUUGUUCCUUCAGCAGCAUUUGCUGGGGCAGUAAUCAGCUUCAUACUUUGCCCAGCUGAGCUAGUGAAGUGUAGAAUGCAAGUUCAGGGAAGAGAUACAGCAAUUUCUACUUAUGUUAGAUACUCUGGUCCCCUAGAUUGUGCUCUGACAACUGUGAGGAGUGAAGGGGUUACAGGUAUAUUCCGUGGUGGUUUUUCCACUUUAUUGAGAGAAUCUAUUGGAACUGCAACCUUCUUUAGCACUUAUGAAUUGAGCCGUCAUUACCUGAAUUUGCAUCUGACCUCUCUGUCAUCUGCACAUACUCGACUUUCCAAGCCAUUAUCUGAUAUAGGAGUUGGCAUCUUAAGUGGAGGAGUUGCUGGAAUAGCUUUCUGGACUGUUGUUUUGCCGUUUGAUGUUGCGAAAACCAUAAUACAGACCUCACCAGAUCCAAAUUCCAGUAGAAAUCCUUUUGAGACACUAUACUCGAUUUACCAAAGAGUGGGGCUUAGGGGUUGCUAUUCUGGUCUUGGGCCAACAUUAAUAAGAGCAUUUCCUGCAAAUGCUGCUGCAGUUGUUGCAUGGGAGUUUACUGCUAAGUUCUUGGGAGUUAAGCGUGUUACUGAAAAUUGAGGGUUUUGCUAUGCGACGAGGUUUAUUGCUUUUCUGCUUUUUUCGGAUCCAGAAUCUACAAAGGUUAUAUUUAACUAGUCAUCCCUUACAUUUUCAGUCUACAACAGGGAAAUCUGUUCUUGAACUGCUUUUAGAUUCUUUUUAGAAAGUUGAAUCAAAGUUGAAUCCUGGAGUUUUAAUUUUUCCGGGUGAUAGUGGGAAGGAUUUAGUCGUUCCAAUGAGUUGCAUCCCCAGCUCUUACAAGUUACAACACAGAGCCAUGUAGGGUUGAUGUCUAAGAUAACUAAAUCCAUUGAGCAUAUCAUAAAUAUGCUGAUUGUUUUGUCAAAGGUUUCAGUACGUGCUGAACUACAAUAUUUACGGUUGAUUGUUUAAUUUUUUGUAGUUGACAUGUAAUGCGUUUUUAAGUU
Molecule: messenger RNA, 1361 nt
Organism: Asparagus officinalis (garden asparagus)
Lineage: Eukaryota; Viridiplantae; Streptophyta; Magnoliopsida; Asparagales; Asparagaceae
Product: mitochondrial arginine transporter BAC1
Exons: 10
Coding region: 1-951 (316 amino acids)
Biological process (GO): mitochondrial L-ornithine transmembrane transport
Molecular function (GO): L-ornithine transmembrane transporter activity
Source: RefSeq, a predicted model, not a curated record